UCACAGUCGCGUCAUGAUCUUUGCUAUGGCAACGCGUUUACGUUAUCCUAAACAGCAGCAGCAGCAACUCCUCAACAUAAGGAGCAGCAAUCGCCCGCUGAGCCUGUUUACGCAGCGUUGGCUCUGCCUGCUUGCAACCGCGCUCAUUCUUAUGCUGCAAUUGUCUUACAGCACUGCACAAUCACAGCCACGCAGCGGCAGUCGCCGCCCCGCCAGCAAGUCAACUGUAGAGGAUACGAGCGAACGCGCCGCCGCCGCCGUUGUGCCCGAUCAGCUGGCUCUGGCCGCCAGUCGCAGCAGCAACGGACAUGGACAUGAGCGUGCCUAUCCCCGUCGUGCUGGCGCUUCCUCUGCCUCGCGUGCCAAGGAGCCAGCAACAGACUUUAGCUAUGGACAAGUGGAACUGAAUCUAAUACGUCCAGAGCAUGAAAGUUCCUCGCUGCCGCCGCAGUCGGUCUAUUAUGGCGCCAGCGGCAGCAGCAGCACUGAGCAGACGUUGGAGGAUGCAGAGACCGCCGCAGAGUAUGUGGCCAAUGCUAUGAAGCUGGCCUAUGGCAGCAGACAGAAGCAGCAACCGCAGCAACAACAAUCGAAGCAGCAGUCGAAGCAGCAAGCGUUGGCGCAGGCAGCGCUGCUGGAGGCGCAAAUGCAGGCUGAGCUGCAGGCACAGCUGGCACAGCAGCAGGCGCUGCUGCUGCAAGCAGAGCAGGCAAUGGCUGUGUCCAGCACUUCAGCUGCGCCCGCACCAGCGCCCGUCUAUGAGAAGGAGUCGCUGCCACGCAACUAUCAAAUCUAUGAAGCUGACCAGCAACAGCAGCUACAUCAGCAUCAGCAGCAGCAGCAGCAUCAGCAACAGCAGCAAGGAGCAGGGCAGGAUAUAGAGCGUUUGUAUCGCACCAAGUACUACAGUUAUCCGCCGGCGCCGCAGUCGCAGCCACAGCCAUAUCGCCACAUUGAGGAGGAGGCGGAGGAGAAGGUGCGCGUCUCGGCAUCCACGGAGAUACCCAAGGCGGAGAUAAUGAAGCAGAUUGAAAAGUCCGUCAUCAAGUAUAUGAAGGAGCUGGAGGCAGAGGGCAAGAUCAUCACCACGCCGCAGGAGCUGGCCACCAGCACAGUGGGCAAAAGCUACUAUAAGCUGGCCAGCGAGGAGCAGAAGCAGGAGCAGCGCUUUAGCAGCAGCACACUGCGUCCCAAGAGUCGUGUGCCCGUUUCCUCCCUAUCCUCCUCCUCCUCCUCUUCGUCCUCCUCGUCCGCCACCAAGCAGAAGCCUCCACGCUAUCAGUCGGAAACAGAAACCGCCUACCAGGCGCCCGAUAUCAAUGCGGACUCAAUGGCGCCCAAUGUGGAGUUCAUCUAUAAAAUUAAGACGCGUGCACCAUUGCAAACGGCCACAGUGAAAACGGUGAGCAAGCCGUAUACGCUGCCACUAAAAUCCACCUCAGAGCACUUUGAUCAUGGCGCCGCCCUGAAGAACAUUGAAGAGUUCGACUUGUCGCAUGUCGUGAGCACGCCAGAGCGCGAGGAACUGGAGCAGCAAGAGCGCGAACGUGCCACUAACAAGCCACACAAGCUCUACUUCAACUCGGACAUCUAUCACGACAUCAACUCGCUGCCCUACAAGGGGGACAAGCUGCGCCAGGCGCAUGGCCAUGCACCAGCUCUGGAUUAUCGCCACAAACUCAAGUCGGAGGGCUAUACGGGCUACUUUGCCGAGCCGGGCAACAGUGGCGGCAGCAGCAGCAGCUUGGAGCAGCCGCUCAGUCAGGAAUCGCAUAGCGAUGAAACCUAUACGCCGCAAUAUCAGUAUGUGCUCAAGAAGGAGCCGCUCUCUAGCAAGUAUGAGGAGGAGCGUGAUAGCUGGGAGCAAUCGCUGCGCUUGGCACAUGCCAAGUCCCAUGCCAGGCCACAUGCUCAUCAGCAUGCGCAUGCUCAGGCCCAUGCACAUCAUGGGCAUUCGCAAUCCCCAACCCACUCACAUUCACUAGCAGCCGCUGCCAGCAGCCUGGACUAUGACAGCUACAGUCCCAAGUUCAACAACAAUCCCGAGGGCUAUGGCUACCAGCACACCUACAAGAGUGCCAGACUGCAGGGCGCCAACGCAGGCAGCACGGGCAGCGCUGCUUCAGCUGAGGCCGGCGGCAGCGGCGCUGUGGGCAAGCGUGGCAAACGUGGUAACGGCAACGGCAAGAAGCUGCUGCGCGUCAAGGAUCUGGAGGCAAAUUUGGCGCUGCGACCGCCGCCCAAGAAUUAG
Molecule: messenger RNA, 2251 nt
Organism: Drosophila busckii
Lineage: Eukaryota; Metazoa; Arthropoda; Insecta; Diptera; Drosophilidae
Exons: 3
Coding region: 14-2251 (745 amino acids)
Source: RefSeq, a predicted model, not a curated record